AUGACAGUUUUAGAGGAUGAAAAAUUUCAGAACAUCAACUCGGGCCAUGAAUCAGUGAGUAUCAAACAAGCCGAAAUGUUAAACACCAGACUGCAGCAUGUUGAGCAAGCAUUUAUUGCGGAGCAAGGAAUUUACGACGAACGAGCGGAAUACCGCCAUCUGAUAUUCAGCAGUAGUACUUAUAACGAAUACGGGAAUUUUCCAUUUGCUAGUAUCCUAGAUCCAGCACUGAAUUGGCGCAAUGCCUUUGUUGCUGGCGAUUCGCAAAAAGCGGAUUACUGGCUGAAGAUCGUCAGAAUUGGAUUUUCUAAGCUCCAUUAUGCUAUCGAAUCAGCAACACUGACCAUAACUAUGGACGGUUUUUAUGACUGA
Gongylonema pulchrum is the source of this 372-nucleotide messenger RNA. The record is from the annotation of a GenBank genome assembly. NCBI's taxonomy places the organism in Eukaryota, Metazoa, Nematoda, Chromadorea, Rhabditida, Gongylonematidae.